AUGCUCGCGGCUCCAUCGGCCUACUUGAAGCGGUUGACCAAAUACGGCGAUGCUGCGGCUCAGCUCGCCUCUACUGCUACUGAGCGAGUACACGAGAUCGAGGACGAGAGUACAUCGGAAGCCCAAGACCAGCUAGAUCACGAAUAUGAACCCCUCAUCCACUCGACACACUCUGAACAGUCACGCAAGAGUGACAGGACGGGCAGGUCGAAGCAGAACAGCAGACCGGAUCCUGCCUCGAGGGCACAGAGUCAGAGGAGCAGAGUGAGCUACACUAGCGUAGAAGGGGCAGCGUCGCUCGCGCCAAGUGAGACGGGCACGGUCACGCGCAUGAAGCGACUCGAGAUGGCCGUGAGCUACAUCUGCUUCUUCAUACUGGGGACGACGAUCUUGCUCAGCUGGAAUGCGUUGAUCGUGGCGAGCUCCUACUUUCAGAGUCGACUCCUCGGCAGCCAGUUCGAGACCUCCUUCGCCAGCUGGGUUGCCAUGACCUUUACGACAGGCAAUCUCAUCUUCCUCGCUCAUGCCAACUAUACCCAAGCAAAGGCUAAUCCGAACACGCGCAUCUUCAUCUCUGUCAUCGCCAUCAUUCUCGUCCUCGCACUCUUGGCCAUCACUACACGUAUAGAGUCCAUCAGUGCGACAGCGUUCUUCCCCAUCCUCAUCGCCUGCAGCUUCCUCAGUGCCGCCGGCGCAUCCUACUUGCAGAACGCCAUCGUUGCACUCUCUGCGCUCUUCGGUCCGAGCUACCUGCAAGGCAUCCUGAGCGGUCAGGGAGCGAUAGGCGCACUCGUGAGUGUUAUCCAAUUUGCGAGUGCCUACGGCGGCUUGAAGGAGGACGAUACUUCGGACUCGAGUGCUGUCCUUGCCGCACCACAAGUCGUCUUCACAACGACGGACUCGCCUAUUGAUGAUUAUGUCGACAAGCUACGCGAUUCGGCGUUCAUCUUCUUCAUUGUAGCGACGGCGAUGGCUGCAGGUUCGCUCGUCGCCUAUGUCAUCUUGAUGAGGAUGCCGUACUUUCGAGUUGUCGUACGGAGCUCCGGUGUCGAUGAUCCGAAUGACGAUCUCGAGCAUUCAGACGGCGGCAUGGGAACGAAGCAACCUGCAGAAGAACACGAGCCCGUCAGUUUCAGGGUCGUUUUCGGCAAAGUCAGACUUCUCGCCCUAUCGGUGUUUUACGUCUUCUUUGUCACCUUGAGCGUGUUCCCUUCGAUCACGGCGUCGGUCCUGUCUGUCAACGACAAGCCGGGCAGUGAUGGCAAGUCACCGCCGGCUAUCUUUACGCCGGUCCUGUUUGUGCCGCUCGGCUUCAUCAUCUUCAAUGUUGGCGACUGGAUAGGCCGAGCCAUGCCUCAGAUCCCGCUCCUCAACUUUCAUGCGCCUAAAGCGCUGGCGAUCGUAUCAGUAGCAAGAACAGCAUUCGUCCCACUCUUCCUCUUCUGCAACGUUACUGCAGGCGUGAGCGAAGCGCCACCCAUCUUCGAUUCAGACACCAUCUUCCUUCUGCUCCUGCUGCUCUUUGCAAUCUCGAAUGGCUACAUCAGCACGCUCAUCAUGAUCACAGGCGUUGGGACGCCAGAACUGGAGCAGCACGAGAUAGAUACAGCGGCGACUCUGCUCGCAUUUGCUCUGACGGCAGGACUCGCUCUGGGCAGUUUUGCCUCUUUUGGCGUUCGAGCCUCGAUAUGUCGCUGCAACCCUUUCCUCCAAUGA
This is a messenger RNA of Mixia osmundae IAM 14324, 1716 nucleotides long. RefSeq lists its product as uncharacterized. Lineage: Eukaryota; Fungi; Basidiomycota; Mixiomycetes; Mixiales; Mixiaceae. The record is from RefSeq and is a predicted model, not a curated record. Bases 1 to 1716 code for a protein of 571 amino acids. Gene Ontology annotation, cellular component: fungal-type vacuole membrane; plasma membrane. The transcript is spliced from 3 exons. Gene Ontology annotation, biological process: nucleoside transmembrane transport. Gene Ontology annotation, molecular function: nicotinamide riboside transmembrane transporter activity; nucleobase transmembrane transporter activity.